Molecule: messenger RNA, 771 nt
Organism: Penicillium argentinense
Lineage: Eukaryota; Fungi; Ascomycota; Eurotiomycetes; Eurotiales; Aspergillaceae
Exons: 1
Coding region: 1-771 (256 amino acids)
Source: RefSeq, a predicted model, not a curated record
AUGCCUACUCCAACUAUCGACCCCAAGCUCACAGUGGCAGUUCUGGAGGAAUUCUCCAAAUGGGAGCAGAGAGUCAUUGACUUCGCCACCACUAGAGAUGCUCUAGUGAAGCGAUAUCAGACAUUACGAGAUAAGUCUUCCAUACUCGCGAUCACUGCAGAGGUACAAUUGGUUAGCACUGGGAGCGAGGACCGGGAAGACGUCUCGGUGGCAAUUGAUAAUCUUUUCCUAGAUACUCUUGACUUCCUGUUUCAAGUCGAAAAGCAAGGUAUAGACGAGACCAAAUCCGGCCAUUGCUUUCGAUCAAAGAUAAACCUCAUCCGAUUCAAUAUUCGCAAUAUCGUCGAGUCUGAUUCCGUAGUAGAGGCAGAGUAUCCUGGGGUUCUCAGUAUUCUCUCUGUACAUCUUGGCAGACUUACACUUGAUGCCCAUACAAAAUGGGACAUCGCCGCGAAGGCCCUGGAUGAGAUGGCUGACAAUGUGUAUGCUGAAUGGAUGUGUGCACUAUGUACAAAGGACGAGAGGCAUUGCCGAGGCGCGGGUAAUACGACGAUUCAUAGCUGCUACAACUCGGUCAAUUGGUACGAGCCCGAGUGCGACUGCCCUCAAUGCAGCGAAAGAGCUCGACGAUGUCUAUUUCGGAAAAUAGACUGGGUUCAAGAUGAGGAUAAUCUGCCCAAUCAACUUGGUGGCUUGUAUGAAGCCGAAACUCUAGAUCCGCUAGAAGAGUGGACAAGUGAGAAGAAUGAUGUCGUCGGAGAAACCUAUUGA